GAAGCUCUUAUUUUGAAGGUGGCUUUCGCCGCUAGUUGGCGACCUAUUACCGUAAUGCCUAGUAUGAACAAAAUUAGGGGCGGCAGAAGGUGGCUGUCGAAGUCUUCGAUAGAGGCUCAGCGUCAAAGCGAUAUGGCGACAACGUCCGACUCAGAUUUCGAGUACUUGGACUGCGACUGGGACUAUGAUGGUGAUGGUGAAGCCUUCUCAGUGUUUAAGACCAUGCACAGUGGUUAUUACGGAACCCCCGCCUGCUUCAGUACAAUUUGUGUGAACGAUUCAUGGAACGAAAUCCCAGUGGACAUCAAAAAGUCUGCAGGGCAUCUGAUGAGACUUCACACCUACUGGCUGCCACUCCUGCUUCGCAACGACACCAUGAACGAAACCUUCAACUGGGCUACGUCCGUUGGCGUGGUCAACGCACAUGAUCCAACCAUUGUGAAUCUGAAGACGCUGCGCAAGAUUGAAACCCUGGAGGCGAUUCUCAGAGCUAUGGAGAUCGGAUCUUUUUCCAAGGAACAAAUGUCUCAUCUCAUCGUAAUAAGUGCUAGCUUUAGCGAGCUAUUGCCGGAGGCUCUGGAGGAGGCUUUGCUGUGGCUGGAGCUGACGGGAGAGCCUGAGAUCGAAGCUCGUGUACUGAAGCUGGGCCACAAGCGCACCUGCUACGCAGCUUUGUGCUACAUCUUCAGAAACUUUGCGCUUUACGUCUAUUACAUGGGGACGAACAUGGGGAGGAUGAUAGAUUUGAUGAGAACAAAACCCCCCGAGCACCUUCUAGCGGAAAGUGAUGUCAUCAAGAAACAAGGGAACGAUCUAUUUCAGGAGGAGAAGUACGAAGAAGCAGCGGCCGCUUAUUCCAAAGCCAUCAAAUAUUUCCCUGAAAACCACAUCAUCUUUGGCAACCGGGCGCUUUGUUAUAUCCGCUGUAAGAAAUAUACAGAAGCCGCUGCUGAUGGAAAACGAGCCACUCUAAUAGAACCGCUCUGGCCCAAGGGCCACUACCGCUACUGUGAGGCCUUGUUCCUGUUGGGCGAGGUCCAGUGGGCCUUGGGCGCCAACAUCUCGGCACAGAAUCUUUGCAAGCACGGCCGCGAGGGGGUCAAAGACCUGGAGCAGCAGCAUCAGAAGUUUGUGAGCGAAACAAAAGGCAGCGAAGCAGGAUCCUCAAAGAACAAUCAAAGUGCCGCGGGAACCCCUAAGAAAAAUCCGAAUGCUGCGGGACACCCUAAGAAAGAGAAGAGUAAAGCAGGACCCCCUAAGAAAGAUCAAAAUGCAGCGAGACUCUCUAAGAAAGAUCAGAGUACAGCGGAACCCCCUAAGAAAAGUCAAAAUUCAACGAAACUAGAGGUCACUACUAAGUCCAGUAAAACGAAGGCCACUAACAAGUCCAAUGUAGCUGGGACACAGGAGCCGUCAGGAGAAGGCGACGGCAAUGGCAGUAACAAUAAUAAGAGCAAUGGGGUGUUCAAGGUGAAUAAACUGCAAGUGACCUCUCAAGCACAACACAGCUGGAAAACACCUUUGAACGUGGCUGGAGCCAAAAUGACUAAGCAGAGCCAACCAGUAGUUAAAGAGAAGACAGCAGUGAAGACUGCACCCGCUGCCACUAAAGAGCUGCCCAACACUCCAAAGGAGAAAUCCAAGAGCAGCAAGAAUCAACCCGAGCAGGCGGACCCGCCCGAGGCCACUGACAGAGCCGCCUUGAUCAUAGAGAGGCUGAGAGUGCCUAUACAGGAUGCCCAUUCUUCCCUGACCAGCCAGUGCAGCUACAACUCCGAGCGGGCGUUCAGACAGGCACUGGCCCUGCUGGACACCAACCCGCCCGAGGAAAUUGGAAUGUCUGCACUGGAUAUGCAGUUGUUGCUUUACGGCCGUGUGUCCGCCCUGACGCAAAUUGGCAAGCCUGAGGGGCUGGCGGAAGCUCGAAGACUCCUGGAGAAGAUCGAAUCGUACGAGGAGAGGCUUUUUCAGUGUCUGGUUUGCUAUGCGUACGGGAAGAUUUACCUCAAAGAGAAUAGAUUUGCAGUCGCACUGAAACAUUUUCAAGAUUCCAUGCAGAUGGUGAGGAAUCGGGUAACGCCGGGUAAACUCACCUGGCCGCUAACAAAAGAGGUUGUUAAAGAGACCGAGCUGAACCAUUUUAAAAAAAUUCUAGACGAUUCCAUAUAUUUGUGCAAGUUCCCUCCUCGGCCCGAUAGCACCUGUCGACAUGUGAACUGCCUCUGCCCUUCCAAAAACAUGUAUAUCACCGACCCGGAUUUUAAAGGCUUCGUUCAGUUGAAGUGCAGCCACAAGUGCCUCAUUGAGUACCACAAUGCCUGCUGGAAAACAUUAAAGCCGCUGUACCUUGAGGGUAAAGAGAAGCCAUGUCUGACUCCCGACUGUUCCGGUAUAAUCGAUUCUAUCCAAAUUAUUGACCCAACGGGCCAGAUGAAAUGUAAAAUUUUGCUGAGCAACCAAAAGGCGGAGAUUCCGAAGAAACCAAAAGUGAAGCAGAAACUUUCAGGUGUGAAGAAAUUGAAGGAGAAGAGCCAUUUUAAAAGAGAGAAUAAUAAUAAGCAGACCUUGGAAAAGAAGCCCACUAUCAGUAAUGAGGUUCUACUGGAAAAAAACAACACCGUAGAGUGUGCCCAACAGAACGCCUGGUUGCUGUACCGGGAUCGCGUCCUCCUGCAGAUCAGAGAUAAGAUGCAGCUGCUUCGCCAGGAAAAGGGUCUCACCGUGUCGGCCGUGAGCGCAGGCCUCGGGCCCUGGCUGGAGCUGGACUCGGGACGGGGCAACCACCUCGCCAGCAAAAUGCUCAACUGGGAGCAGGAGCACCUCGAGACGCUGGAUCAGGUGGUCGAGCUGCUCCUCGAACGGAAGAACCGUGUUUGGGCACGCGUCUUCAUCCAGCUGCUGUCAAGUACUUUGGAUGUUAAUGUGGAGCUCAGCUGUUGGGCGGGGCGGCUCAACGAUGCAGAUCUAAAGGCGGCUAAGUCCUUCGUUGAACGCAACGCAGACUCCUUGUAUGAGCUGGACCUCACCCCGGUGUUGAACUUUGCUCCUUUGAAAGAAAUUAUUUCCGAGAGCCCCCCCCCUGGCCCCAACUUAAUAUCAAGCCAUGGACUGACUAAAUAUGUCAAGCAGCCCUCGCCACAUGAAAUGAGACUUUUUAUCUGGACUCUUGAGGAGCAUAGGGACAUUUACGUUUCGUGUAACAUUUUACUGGAUGAGUAUUUUGAUAUGAUGGAUGGACAUUGUUCAGUUCUAAAAAAGUCUGAUAGUCAAAAUAGUUUUCCUGCGAGUGUUAAGAGUCGUGCGCGAAAAAAGAUGAAGAACAAGGGGCUUCAAGUUUGGUCUUGGCCACGUAAUAAUGUUGCAGCAGAUGAGUGGGACCAAGAAGAUCCAAUAUAUUUCCCCGACCCCAACGACCCCUUCAGUACUCCCAGCCACCUUCGAAAACAGUUGUUCGAAUUUGAGGAACAGUAUAACAGCACCAGACACACGAGGGAUUUUAAAAAGAGUUUGGACAACAAUCCGGAUCCCACCGAGAAAGAUUUGUACAACUAUUUUGCACAGAUUCUAGACCAACACGGUCCCCUGCUCGCCAACGACCCCCUGCUGCUGGGCGAGGUGGAAAACUUCCCGCCCGUGGCAAAGGCCAAGCUCCAAAAGGCGGGCAGCUUAGAGCGCUUCCUGCUACAAUCCCUUCGCUUCAUAAAGAUCGGCAGCUCCUUCGGCCUGGCCAAGCACGCCGUUGCCCUGCAGGACGCCGCCCAUGUGGACCACCCGCAACCUCUCCCUGUAUUUUCAUCCACCCAGAACGCCACUUCUAUUCUUAAUAAUGUAGACACUUCUAUAACUUUCCAUAUGGAUCAACACCCCCCACCUGUAACCAAAGCCCCUGUCAAUCAAGCGGGCAGCAACAAGAUUUCUCCCAAUUAUUUUAAAUCCCUAGAUCUUUAUACUAGCGAGGUGGAAGAACCCUGGGAAACUUAUUCCUGUACAAGCGGUUUAAGUUCAACGCGACCUGAAGAAGUCAUUUUGAAGAAACACGCAGAAGUACAGACGUAUCAAGCAAUCAAGGACUGCGUUGCAGUGAACACAGAACCUUGGGAGCCUUACGAGAGCCUCCAGGGAGACAAAAAGGUAAAGAGCAAUAAGGAAAUGGAGGAGCAGAUGAGCAAAAUGGCAAAUUACCGCAAGGAAGUGGAUCAGAAGCACAAAGAGACCCUCAUGUCCUUAGAGAAAGACAUCCAGGAGAUCAGUACCAACAUACAAGUGACAAACAAAGAGUUGGCCCUGUUCCAGCAGAAGCUUGAGGAGGAGGUUAAGAAGGACCAGAAGGAGAAGAAGGCUAACCAGGAGGUACUAAAGACCCUCAAGAUGGAGAUGGAGAAGUUGGUGGAGGAACAAAGGAGUCUUACCGAAGGAAUCCGCGCAAACAAGGCCAGCUAUGAAGAGGAAUUGAAUAAGUUCUUGGAGCUAAGCAAUCAGUCAGAAGCUGAGAAGAUGAGUCUGGAGGAUGAGAUCAAGCGCUGCAAAAACUCAGUUGCCGCGGCGACCAGGAAGUCCCACACUGCCCAAUUGUCCAUGCUGAAAAGCAAAUGGGAGCAGCGUUCGUACGGCCUCCGCGUUCAGCUGGCCGACGCCAAAUCUCUGCUGGUCAAGCUGAAUGAAAAUGUGCAGCGCUUUCCCCCCCUGGAAGCGAGCGGACAAAAUGUGAGAGCUAAAGUCCGAGAGCUGGAGCAGAAAAUCACUGCUGCUGAGACACAAUACAAGGUGCAGGUGGAGGAACUCGAAAGUGGCCAAAGGGUAAAAGACAUACUCGGCACCAACCAGAGUGAUCCUCAACUUUCUCUGCUGUCUUCCGGCAUGACUUCUCUGAGCGUUGCCCCCGCACCCUCGCCGCAGUCGAUAGUACCCUCUGUGUCGGCUUCCCCUGUCAAGACUAGAAAAUCGGCCAGAUCGACACAGGCCGGAAACACAGUGUUUGAAAAGGCCAUGGAGCGCCUGGCCACCAUUUUCCCUGACUACACGAGAUCAGACUUAAUGAGGUUUUUAAAGCAUCUGCGGUCAUCCAACGGCGACAACCUGAUCAACAUGAGCUUGCAGGAUGUGGUCAGUGGAGUGAGCCAUCUGAUCCUGGACCAGCAGGAGGCGGUCACACCUGGGGCCAAAUCCAAGACGACUGGGGUCGGAGGUAUGGCUACGCCCCUUCCGGUGGACCCACGUCCGGUCUGGCAGAAGUUAGCGUACCAAAGACCGCUCAGCUCCAGUGCACUAAACUUGGAGGACCCCUGCAUCAUCUGUCACGAAGAAAUGAGUGAAUGCGACCGCUGUGUUUUGGAGUGCAGACACACCUUCCAUAAGCAGUGCAUCACGUCGUGGCUGAAGACGAAGAGUACGUGUCCCACCUGCCGAAAGCACUCCUUGUUGCUCGACGACUUCCCCGCACUGCCCAGUAGGAGGCGCCAAGCCCAGUGAUGGCAUCUCUCGUCACCAGUAUCAUUUUAUUUUAAUGUUCCCUUUUCACAUUUUAUGUAAACUUUAGAAGUUAUGACUAAUAAAAGUCAGUGUUUACACUUUCAAAACCACACACAAAACAAAAA
Phyllopteryx taeniolatus (common seadragon) is the source of this 5594-nucleotide messenger RNA. It is a transcript of the gene ttc3, whose product is annotated as tetratricopeptide repeat domain 3. Bases 55 to 5469 code for a protein of 1804 amino acids. The transcript has 44 exons. Gene Ontology annotation, molecular function: zinc ion binding; protein binding. NCBI's taxonomy places the organism in Eukaryota, Metazoa, Chordata, Actinopteri, Syngnathiformes, Syngnathidae. The record is from RefSeq and is a predicted model, not a curated record.